Messenger RNA from Drosophila teissieri, 1976 nucleotides. RefSeq names its product E3 SUMO-protein ligase ZBED1. The coding region runs from base 87 to 1976 and encodes 629 amino acids. Gene Ontology annotation, molecular function: protein dimerization activity; DNA binding. Lineage: Eukaryota; Metazoa; Arthropoda; Insecta; Diptera; Drosophilidae. The transcript is spliced from 3 exons. The record is from RefSeq and is a predicted model, not a curated record.
UGCAGCAUUUCAGUGAUUGUCAUCGAGGUGCCUAUCGAUAGCUGCCAGGGAUGUCGAACUCUGCCGCAGAACGGAUGUAGAGGCGGAUGUGGACAUCCGCAAAAAGUGUACAAUUUGAGAAUUACCAAAGAACUGCAGCGAUGAACAAGAAGAAAAGCAAUGUGUGGCAGUACUUCUACAAGACAUCCGGUACAGUGGCCACCUGUCUCCUGUGCAACAGGAACUACUCGAGGAGAGGACGCGGCACAACCUGUCUGCGGAAUCACCUGAAGAGCAAGCACCCACCAGAGUUCCUAUCGCUAUCCGGGGACAUAAAGUACCUGGACAUGGUGAAGAGCGAGAUCUCCAUCGGCUCGCCACAGCAUCCCACAGCUCAGCUGGAAUUACAUCUUCAUGAAACAGAUUCAGAUCCAUUGGACACCGAGGACAAUUCCUACAAUAAACGCUGUGAUGAGAAGUUGGCCCUCAUGCUUUUGAAUCACUCCUUUGAGUUUAUUGAAGGACCAGGAUUUGUCAAUUUUAUUAGGGCGCUGCAGCCAAGGUACACGAUUCAGCCAAGGAGCUACUAUGAGAAAAUACUGUGUGAGGACAUACACAGGAAAAUGCAUCUUCAUUUAAAGCAACAGGUGGAUCUGCUGGAUGCCAUAUCGUUGUCAACGAGUCUCUGGCGUGGUGACAAGGGAGAAGGACUGCUGAGCUUGUCCUGCUCCGGAAUAUCAAGAGAUUUCCAGACUCACCGCCUUCUGCUGAAAUGCGAGGCAUUGAAUUAUGAAAGCACUUCCAAGCUUGCAUGUUGGACUCGGGAUCUAAUACCCAGUUUGGCCACUGAGGUGCCCAAAGAAAAGAUUCAUUGCAUCAUCAGGGACGAGAUGACGGCUCUGCCAGGUUCCCUACCUGAUUGCAAUGUGCAUCGCCUGCAGAUGUGCGUUAGAUUUGCAUUGCAAUCGAACGAAUUACUGCAGAAUCUUUCGUCCAAGUGCAAGCAAAUAGUUGACCAUUUUGCUUCGUCUAAGAUGGCCAACGAUCAUCUGAAAUUCAUUCAAGAGAUCCGCUUGACGCGAGACCCGUGCACACUCGUGCCCUACGAUCCCUUCCAAUGGAACUCUGCUUUUCAGAUGAUGAGCAGCGUGUUUCGAAUGAAAGAUGCUCUAUGUCUGUACUGCGAAGAGUAUAGUCUGGUCCAAAUAUAUCCCGAUGAAUGGAUAGAGAUUGAUUUGUGCAGCAAAGUAAUGCAGCCGUGUGAAGAAACAAUUAAGAUAUGGAGCAAUCCGUCUACGACAACAUCAUCCGUAAUCCCUCUGGUUGCCGCUUUGCGGGAUUCUCUCCGAACGGAUGUCCAUAACUUUGUUUCCUCUGUGACUAUAUGCAGUUUCGCCAGAAAGUUGCUUGAGGAACUGGAAAUGAAGUUCUCCCACAUUACCAGCGACAUCAAAUUUUUGAUGGCCACCUAUUUCGAUCCAAGGUAUAAGCAAGCAUUUUUUACCGAACGUGAGGAGCAGUUGGUGGCCAAUGAAGUUUUGCUUCAGCUCGCUGGAGUUCCAGAGGAUUGCAAUGGUCAGCCACCGCUGAAAAUAAUCAAAGUGUCAUCAACAUCCUCCCAGAGGAAUGAAUCAAAGAUCGAUAGCAUUCUGGAUAGUAUAUUGACAACUGGAACGACGAAUACUCAACAGCCGAAUACGUCAAUGGGCUCCCAGUCUCAGAUUAAGAAUCUAUUAUAUUUGUACAACUCCGAGCCUAGAAUCGAUAGGAACAUGGAUCCCUUGAUGUGGUGGAGGAACAACAUAAAAUAUUGUUCCUUGUAUGGCCUUGUUAGGAAAUUUCUAUCAGCACCAGCAGCAAGUGUGGUUAGUGAAACCCUAUUUAGGAAAUCGGCACAUUUGUAUUUCGACAUGAAAGCGGGCUUGAACCCUGAAAGUGCAUCAAAAAUCUUGCUUAUAAAGUCGAAUUUCAGCUUUAGUAAUUCGGACAUCAUUUGA